AUUUUGACUGAUUUAUGUAUCUGAGCCCUGAGGGUUGCUUGUUUACAGAUAUUCGGGUUUCGACUUUCGGCUUUGUUUAAAUUGAAUAGAAGAAAUGCUUUCGUUUUUAAAAUUUUAUCUCAAUUAAUAUUUUUUAAAUAUAAGUUAACGAAUUUAAGAAUGAUUGGCAAUAUAAAUAAGAGUAUGUUACUACGGCGACGCUUUUGCAAACGUCUGUUUCUUAUAAUUUUUGUGUUUACAAUAUCGUUUUAUAGCAGCGUGCUAUUAUUUGGGAAUUUAAAAGGACCUCGUAUAAUGCAAUUAACCAAUUUAGAGCGAUGUCCCGCUUGCUAUGGUGUUACAGUUUGUGCUGAAUUAUAUUCUAAUCAAAUAAUCUUAGAAAAUCAUUGGUCUACUAUGUUUAAUGCAAAAAAUAUUUUUUAUGGUUACACAAAAUCCCAACGUCGAGUCUUACUUAAGAAGCUUGCCCAUGACUGGGAGUUUAAAGAACUUGAUGACAAAUUGUGUAAAGUUUGGAACCUGAGCAGUAACUGCAACCCGAAAGAACUGUUAAAUGCCACUGAAGUUGAUCAAAAAAUUAUUAAUUUAGUGCAAUUUAAUCUUUCUUGGCCUGAUACUGAACAAAGAAAAGGCUUGGUUCUGUGUCCAUAUGCAUAUAGUGUGUAUGAUUUGCUUCAUCCUGUCUUAAAUAAUGCAAAUGGGAACUAUAGAGUAGAAAUGAUUAAUGUUUGGACAAUGCUAAGUUUAAAUCCUGAACCGCUUAUGCUACAGAUAAUUCCAAAAACAAAAGGUUGGCCUGUUCCAGCUUAUGGUGGCGUAUGUGGAAGGUUAGAAGUAGUUGCAGACGAGGGAGAAAUUAUUUCAUCACUUACUCAUAUACCUUGGUUAAGAAAGCUUAAAUUUGCUCAAAAAAUAAUCAAUGCUGCGAUGGAUUUUACAUUUAAACAUGACAGAUUUCGUUUCUACCUAAUGGAUUGGUCAAUAGAUAACAUAGUUGCCAAUGAUAAAGAUGAAAUCACAUUUAUAGACCUGGAGGAUGUUGUUGUUUUAGAUAAGAAUAUUUCCCCAAAGAAGGACCUUCCACACUGGUAUCAACGUUAUAGUAGGGAAUUCUUAGGAACUGGAUUUACAUUUUCAAUAGAAAAUAUGUGCCAACAUCAUUUAAGUGAUCAUAAUAUAUGGGCAGCAUGUUAUGUCCUAGCAGGGGAUGAAUACCCUUUCUUAUACCCUAUACCUAAGCAAAUCAACAGUACCAGGCCACAUUUAGAUAGGUUGUUACAUAAUUGUUUGAAUGGUGAUGACAGGUUCCAUACCAUUGGCAAAUUACAGCAUGUUAUUGCAGAUAUGCUGCUUGAUCCGAAAAUUGUGUCAUUGCAAUGAUCUAUAAGAUAAAUCAAUUUAUACAAAAAUUGAACUGUGAUAUAAGCUUAAAACUUUUUUAUUUAAUUGGUUGUGUUAUUUAUUUUUGAAGUUUUAUGCUUACUGUUUUUAUGUUUGCUUUAAAUAAAUAUAAUAUACUUAUCAAAUGUGUCAAGUUUUUAAGCAUUAGUGUCAACGACAACAAAUAUUUACUGUAAAGCUGAUAUCUAAUAUUAAUUUAACUAGUAUAUGCCAUGGGUCUAUGUUUUGGGAGUAGAAAGUAAAAAGGUUUUUUGUUCAACAAUCCAAUCCUUGAAUUUGUUAUACUUUUACUAAUGUAAUUGUGCCAUAACAUGUUAUUAAAAAUAUUGACUUUUAAACAAGAUGUUUUCGUGGACACUAUU
Molecule: messenger RNA, 1763 nt
Organism: Pieris rapae (cabbage white)
Lineage: Eukaryota; Metazoa; Arthropoda; Insecta; Lepidoptera; Pieridae
Product: divergent protein kinase domain 2A
Exons: 3
Coding region: 160-1380 (406 amino acids)
Source: RefSeq, a predicted model, not a curated record